Caretta caretta (loggerhead turtle) is the source of this 2039-nucleotide messenger RNA. The record is from RefSeq and is a predicted model, not a curated record. Lineage: Eukaryota; Metazoa; Chordata; Testudines; Cheloniidae.
GGAAACAAAGCCUGUCCCACUGCCCGGAGGGAGCCAUGGCUGCAGCGAGCCCCGUGGAAAGUCUCCAGGAGGAAGCGACAUGUCCCAUCUGUCUAGAGUAUUUCACAGACCCUGUCACUCUGGAGUGUGGGCACAAUUUCUGCCGAGCCUGCAUCGCCCAAUGCUGGGAGGGACCCGACACAGCCGCCUCCUGCCCUCAGUGCAGAGAAACUGUGCAACAGAGAAACCUCAGGCCCAACAGGCAGCUGGCAAAUAUCCUAGAAAUCGCCAAGCGGCUGAGUUUCCAGACAGUGAAGGGAGCAGGAGGGGGCGAGGUGUGUGGGGAACACCAGGAGGCUCUGAAACUGUUCUGUGAAGAGGAUCAAACCCCCAUCUGUGUGGUGUGCGACAGAUCCCGGGCUCACCGCACUCACAUGGUGGUUCCCAUACAGGAAGCUGCCCAGGAGUACAAGGAAAAAAUACAAGCCCAUUUGAAGACUCUGAGGGAAGAGAGAGAAAAGAUGCUGGGAUUGAAAGUGACUGGAGAGAAGAGAAGCCAGGAGUAUCUGAAACAGACAGAAACUGAGAGGCAGAAGAUUGUGUCUGAAUUUCAGCAACUGCGGGAGCUCCUGGAGGAACAAGAGCGACUCCUGGUGGCCCAGCUGGAAAAGCUGGACAAGGAGAUUGUGAAGAUACAGAAUGAAAAUAUCACCAAACUCUCAGAGGGGAUUUCCCGUCUCAGUGAGCUGAUCAGUGAGAUGGAGGGGAAGUGUCAGAAGCCAGCAAGUGAAUUCCUGCAGGAUGUCAGAAGCACCUUGAGUAGGUGUGAGAAGGGGAAGUUCCAGCAGCCAGAGGAGAUUUCUCCUGAACUGGGAGAGCGAGUCAGCGAUUUCUCCCAGAAAACUAUUGUGCUAACGGAGACUCUGAGGAAAUUCAAAGACACUCUGCCGUCUGCACUGGAAUCCCUAGGAGCACACAGACAGGACCUGGUGAGGUGCCACCGGAUUGAAGAAAGGGGAACCCAAUCUUCUGAGCCCCAGGAUCCCCAGAUAAUUCAAGCCUCUGGGACCGGAACAGAGUUGACCCUCCAUACUCCCGCAUGCUUAAACGCACCAUCUCCCAGAACUCCACGCCAAGGUGAGAGCCCGCUGGUUUCAGCAGAAUUCCCUCCGGAGGCGCGCAGUGGUUGUGAAGCAUUUGGCUCUGUCUUCACUAGACAGCAAACCGCUGCCUGUGGGGUCACCUGCGAGCGCUGGGGAGAGAGAUCUCCCAGCACUCCUGGUCAACCAGGUCGACGCUCAGAGCCUGUCUACACUGGUGCAUUACAGCGCUCAAACUUGCUGCACUUGGGGUGGGGGGUUUGUGAUUUUUGACACUCCUGAGACAGUAAGCUACUGUGCUGUAAAGGCACUGUAAAGGCUGCCAUCACCAAUAAUAGCAUUAAGUCAUCAGUGGCUCCAUUUCACCUCCAGAGUCUCCUUCUCAAUGCCUAAUUAGGUUACCUCCUGUGGGAACAACUUCCUGAUGAGAUAGACAACAGGGUGUUCUCCUCCUCUGACUUGUUGAGAUAGCACUGCUCCGAGUCUGCCAUCGGACGCAUCUGUUUGGAGAAUAAAGGGCUUUGAGAAGGCUGAGUGGAAUAGUACAGGCUCCUGGGUCAAUGGCUCUUGUCGUGCCCUAAAUGCCUUGUCACAGCUUUUGAUCCAAUAGACCCUUUUGGCUGCAGUGUUCUUAACCUGGUCUGUCAAAGCGGCAGCCGUGGUAGGAUGAACCGUUGAUAGUACCCCGCUAUUUGAAUAAGCCACUAGACUGGCUUGUUAGUGAAAGGGACAGGGCAGCCCACUAGGGCUUGGAGUUUUUCCAACAAAGGUCGUAGCUUCCCCUUCCCCACCCCACAGAAUAUGAUACGUAAGAGACAUCAUGGGUGGCCACUUGACACUUGGUUGGGGUGGCCAUGAAACCCAGCUGUCACUGCAGAUGAUGAUAUUAUCAAUGUGUGUGGCUGUGUAGGACCCAUGCGGCCGAAGCACUCUGUCCAUCAGCUGCUGGAAAGUGGCAGU